Xenopus laevis (African clawed frog) is the source of this 2817-nucleotide messenger RNA. RefSeq lists its product as uncharacterized. NCBI's taxonomy places the organism in Eukaryota, Metazoa, Chordata, Amphibia, Anura, Pipidae. The record is from RefSeq and is marked predicted.
GACGUGACGUCAGUGGCAGCUGAGACAAGAUGGCGCAGGAGAACGUCUUCUUGUUUGUGCCCAACCUGAUUGGUUACGCUCGCAUCGUCUUUGCAUUCGUUGCUUUUUACUUCAUGCCGACCUCCCCCAUUAUGGCCUCUACCUUCUACCUUCUGAGCGGCUUGCUGGACGCCUUCGAUGGACACGCUGCUCGGCUGCUGAAUCAGGGUACAAAGUUUGGAGCCAUGCUGGAUAUGCUGACAGAUCGAUGUGCCACCAUGUGCCUACUUGUCAACUUGUCCCUUCUCUACCCUUCCUACACAUUACUCUUUCAGCUUAGCAUGAGCCUGGACAUCGCCAGCCACUGGCUGCACCUUCACAGUUCCAUUCUAAAGGGCAGUGAGAGCCAUAAAACCAUCAACCUGGCUGGGAACCCAGUGCUCCGUCUCUACUACACCUCAAGGCCGGUGCUGUUCUUCAUGUGCGCUGGGAAUGAGUUGUUCUACUGCAUGCUGUAUCUCCUGCACUUCACAGAGGGACCUUCAGUCAUCCUGGGUCCCAUUGGUGGCAUUGGUUUGUUUCGUCUCAUCGUCUGGCUCUGCUGCCCAAUCUCUCUCCUCAAGUCUCUCAUCAGCCUCAUCCAUCUGGUCACUGCUUCCAGCAACAUCGCCUCCCUGGAUUGUGCUGAACGAUCCAAAAAGAAAUAGGGGGGCAUCUCCUUGUCAUAUAUGUGACCAUAGCAAUACUGUAAUCCGUUAUUAUUCUUGAAUGGGGCAAUAUUUAGGAAUUCUACCCUCAGCAGGACACACUCUAAUGUUUAAGUUCCACAAAAUCCCAGACCAACUGUAGGUCUCAAGAUCUGACUCAGGGCCAAAGCUUCUAGCUCUUGGAUUUAUAAUGGAGACGACUACUGCAUUGUGGCAUCACACCCCCUUAUGUUGCCCCCUUUUAUAGGGUGGUUUAUUUUGGCACAACUACGUUAUUUGCUGAACUAGGUUCUAAUGGAAGCAGUUAAGGGUCACGAGACAAAUCAGGGAAUGAGGGAAAAGCACUAAUUGUUCCACUGUAAAACAUUUUUUAUUCUCGUUAAAAAUUGAAAUGUGAUUUUUUUAUUUGAUGUUAUUUAUUCAUUAUUUGGUUCAUUUACUGAUUUUUUUUUUAUUAUAUAUAAUACUUAGGGCACAAGUGUUGCUCAACUGCCAAGAAAAGAUGGUGGCACUGGUGGGUAAGGAUAACUACAGCAGGUAUUGGGGCAGUUCAGUAGUUACAUGAUAUUUUAUGUUCUUAUUCAGUAUCUCCUGUUCUUAGAAUGAACCAAUAUACUGUCAGCUGGUCUGCACGGCCUCAUUAGAUUGCAUUAUGUUAUCUCCGUUUACUUUCAAGGACCAGUAAUCCCAACUAAAAUGUAUGCCUUGCAUUUUACAGUAGUCAUUGCUGAUCUGUCGUGUAUUUACUGCCCAGCCCUUUAGUCUUAGAGCUGCUGCCCAACAGAUUUUGCAAUGUCUGCAACGGAUUAUUUAUUCCAGUCUGAUAUUCAAGCCACCGCCUGGUUGCUAGCAGUGGUGACCCUGGCAAUCAGAUAAUGAUUUCAGUGCCAAAUUGGAGCAGUAGGAACCAAUUAGAAAAAACUAAAUGAUGAGGACCAGUAGCAAAUCACAGUCUCUGUCACAUAUCAAGGGCUACGGAACAUGUAGCCUUUCCAUCACUGCAACUUAGUAGCACCACAAACAGAGUGCAGAGAAUGGCAGCCCGUAUCCCUUAGUAGGGAACAGCCCACUCCAUUUUGAUUGUUGCUAAAUGCGCCAUAUGCAUCAACAGGAACUUGCCUUGAGGGUUGAAAUCCAGAAUCGUUUUUCGUCGGAUCGUCGCCCGGCGACAAGUCGGAUGGAGUCGCACAUGUCAAAAUAAUUGAACUGAAUGAAAAGUCGGAGGUAACAACUACAUGGUCCGACUGUCGGAUGAAGAUGCUGCUUUCUGUGUCCACAUCUGGGAUAUAAUGUUGUUUUUACCUGUGACUUUUCAUUCAGUCCAAUUAGAAUCUUGACGGCUGCAUCUCCAUUUGACUCGUCGAGUCCGCUUUGUCGCCGGGCAACGAUCUGACGAAAACCGCCUGUGAAGUUCUGCCCUUAAAGGGCCAGCAACUUCUGAUGGGACCACACCUGUAAGGGACGUGUACCAGAGUGUAAUCCUAUACCCUUGUAUCACUGUAAAUACAUUUGAAGUUGUAGCAUUAUAUCUGUUUACACUUUUCUUAUUCAAUUCAUGCAGCUGGACAGUUAAAGCAAUAUUAACGUAUUACAACACGGAUCCUGUAAUGAGAUGCACAUUCUGAACUUUUCAAAAGUAUUAUAUUCUGAAAUGAGAACAGAAAUGGAAAUUUCCAUGCUUUUAUUUCCUUUUGUGGCUGUACCAAAUCAGUAUGUGGAGCAGGAGGGCAGACUGACAGGUGUGAAACACUGGCAUUUGUAAUAGGUUGUUUCUUUCCCUUAGAAAUCUACUGGGAGCUAUUUAGAUAUAACUUGCUGAUGUGAAUAAUAGAUUAUUUACUGUAAUUUAUCUGUGCAAUGUGUAUCCUCAUAUAUGUGCCUGUGCAGAGCACAGUAUAUAUUCACAUACAUGUUAUUUUCAUGUAGUCUACCACAAGCUAUUAUCAGUUGAAUGUGUUCCCUUUCAGAUCAGCCUGAGUGUUAAUAUCAUUGAUCCUUUAAUAGUCGGUGGUUGUAAUUGGGUGGUUACCAACUGGUUGCUUUAUCUUAUUUGUUUUUGGAUCUGCUCCUCUUUGUACCUCCUAUGGUUCUAAUCCAAAUACCUCUGCAAUAAUAAACCUAUUAUAAACAU